ACUAGCAGCCAACUUCAGUUUGGAGUCGUAUACUGCAGUUUACCCGACGCAACUAUACCUGAAGUGAAUUUUGGAACACACCUUUAGUUGUAGUGAAGAAUUUGCGUACAUUUUCCAAAAUUUCUGAAAAUGGCAAGAAUUACAGCUGUUAAAGAAUCGCUUGAAAAGGCUUUAAAAGAUGAGUCUAAGCCAUGGACUGGCUAUUUCUCAAUGGCGGAGGAAAAGACGGGCGUCAAUCGUCUUUAUAUUUUUCUUGUGGCUGUUGGAUUUCUAGCAUUUUAUCUGGUUGUUGGAAUUGGACAACAACUUGUGUGUAACAUUAUUGGAUUUAUAUAUCCUGCGUACUGUUCUAUGAAAGCUUUAGAGACUCCACAAAAGGAUGAUGAUACAAAGUGGCUCACUUACUGGGUUGUUUUCGCCACUUUUACUAUAGCAGAAUUCUUUGUAGAUUAUAUUGUAUACUGGCUUCCAGUAUACUGGCUUCUUAAGUGCCUCUUCUAUGUUUGGUUGAUGGUACCUAUAGACUACAAUGGUUCCUUGAUUUUAUAUCAUCGUGUCAUCCGCCCAAAAUUCUUACAGUACCAACCAAAUUUGGAUACUUUUAUAACAAAUGCUCGUCAAACUGCAAUCAAAGUGACCACGAAUGUACUAGCAAAUGAGAAGAAAGAAUAAAACGAAAAUAAAGAAGUACAUUGUCUGGUAAUAUAAAAAGACUUGAGUUGAUAUAAAAUUAAAUUCAAUACUUCGUUUGGAUGAGAUUUAAAGAAAAAAAGGUAUCAGAUAGCUUUUUUGGCCCAUUCCUAUGAAACAAUUAAGUGUGAGUAUUAAAGCUAGAGAAAAAGUCUAUCGAGAAAGUGCGUAUACAUUUUUAUUUUAAUAUUCGCUUUGAUAUAAUAAAAUGUUACUCAUGGUGUUUGUUUUAUGGUAGUUUGUUUUGAAGAAGGAACAAGCAAAAGUGCAUGAUGUUAAUAUCCCUUAUAGACACAAUAUAAGGAAUACUUUUAAAAUAAAUUUAAUAAAUGUGAUUUCAUAA
Cephus cinctus (wheat stem sawfly) is the source of this 1033-nucleotide messenger RNA. RefSeq names its product receptor expression-enhancing protein 5 (gene ReepB). The transcript has 4 exons. Bases 130 to 672 code for a protein of 180 amino acids. The record is from RefSeq and is a predicted model, not a curated record. Lineage: Eukaryota; Metazoa; Arthropoda; Insecta; Hymenoptera; Cephidae.